UUUGGGGGCAGUUUGGGGGUUUGCUCCUCCUGGCCCAGGAGGAGGUGGUGGAGAUCAACAGGGCCGAAUCCCGACCCAACGGCGAGGCGGGCAGGGCGGCGCUGGCCCAGGAGGAUUGUCCCCCCAUCGACCAACCCCUGUCCCCCGACGAGCGGCCCGGGGGGGCCGUGCUGGUGCUGGGGGGACCCCAAAACGGCCCCCCCGGAGGAGGAGGAGGAGGAGGAGGAGGAGGGGCAGGAGGAGGGGGAGGGGGUCGCGAGCGCUGCGGUCGCGACAGGGCCUGUUUCCUGCUCGGCCCCGACUACGCCCCCCCCCCAGAGGGACCCCUGCGCAAAGCGCUCGUCACCGCCUGAGACCCCCGACGGUGCCGCAGGCUACGAGAAGUCGCGGAGCCUCAACAGCAUCACGGGGGUCCGGGUGGCUCCGGCCGCCCCCUUCGGCUCCCCAGCCCCCCCGGCGCCCCCGCUCCCCCAUCCCCUCCAUCCUCUGAGGGGGACUUGA
This is a messenger RNA of Myiozetetes cayanensis, 501 nucleotides long. Its product is annotated as vasodilator-stimulated phosphoprotein-like. The annotation marks the transcript as partial. The transcript has 5 exons. The record is from RefSeq and is a predicted model, not a curated record. Lineage: Eukaryota; Metazoa; Chordata; Aves; Passeriformes; Tyrannidae.